Molecule: messenger RNA, 549 nt
Organism: Penicillium subrubescens
Lineage: Eukaryota; Fungi; Ascomycota; Eurotiomycetes; Eurotiales; Aspergillaceae
Exons: 2
Coding region: 1-549 (182 amino acids)
Source: RefSeq, a predicted model, not a curated record
AUGCCUCGUGGCGGGGCUAUAGGCAACUAUAGCAAUGAUUCACUGAUUGCUUUCGAUGAAUCGCUUUUCCAUGUAUGCUGGCGUCGCCAAUCAUGCUCGUCAUGCCUAGAAGGUGAUGUUCGCUGCAGCUGGUGUCCAAUAUCAUCUAGCUGCGUGCCCAACCCCGUACGCCUACCUAUCCUGUCACCCAUAGGCUCUGCCCACAUCUGUCCACUUGGCUCCGAGGAGAGAUGGGAGCUUCGGGCUCAGCCAUUUGGAUGCAAUGCUAGCACUUUGACAGUUCUAUCCGUCAUGGUGUCAAUACUGGGAAUGCUAGUAACUAUUGGGGCCGGAUGUGGCAUACUAUACCUUGCUAAGUAUGCGCGGCGUCGCUGGGAACAACCAACUCAUGAGCCUCGGAGUGACCAUGGGCAAGAUUGUUCACUGGCCACUUUGUUGAACAAGUCUCUGACAGGAGUGUUUGGAAAGAGCCGCCGGAGACAUGGACAGAGUCAAAUUUUGGUAGAAGAAGCUCAAGACAACGAUGAGACGAGGCCAUUGCUCCAGUAG